Messenger RNA from Micropterus dolomieu (smallmouth bass), 4197 nucleotides. Its product is annotated as leukemia inhibitory factor receptor-like. Lineage: Eukaryota; Metazoa; Chordata; Actinopteri; Centrarchiformes; Centrarchidae. Gene Ontology annotation, cellular component: membrane. The transcript has 17 exons. The record is from RefSeq and is a predicted model, not a curated record. Bases 135 to 2903 code for a protein of 922 amino acids. Gene Ontology annotation, molecular function: cytokine receptor activity; protein binding.
UCGCUCAUGUAGCCUUCCAGUUCCAUUAAUUCCCUGCGUAAGAUCCAUAACAACCAGUCAGACUUCCUAAUGUAAGCUUUUGAAUCAAGUGUCAUCACCGGGCAAUUUGCUUCUAUGAUGAAAGUGAUAAAUCCAUGAAGACUUGCCAACAACUUUACCUUACCUUGAACGGAAUAACAACAACUGACUGCAAAAGGAGGAUAAAAAUGAUCACAUGGUUAUUACUGGUCUCACUGUUCUGCAAGAGCACACAAGGCCAAAACGCACAAGAAAAUCGUGUCUUGCAUUGCGGACCUAAGAAUCUGACACUUACAACAUCUGAGCAGACAAUCCUGUCCACAUGGGAAGACGACCGUUCAUGCUCUGCAGUACAAGACGUGCUGAUCUAUGAGCUGGUGGUUCUCAUAGCAGACAAGCAAGUACAUUAUGAGGAAGUUGCUGUGACGCCUGACCAGAUAGGAGCUACUCACUCCUGGAACUGGACAUCUCAUUUGCCAUUAGAGUGCGCUUCCCAUUCAGUCAGGCUCACCUCCCGAUACAAAAACCAUACAAGCCCAUGGAAACAAGAACAGAGUAUUCCUGCUUUUGCAGGGAGAGAAAACUCAACAAACAAGCCAGAGGUUUUUCCACGGGACAGAGUGUUUAAGGUUGGCAGCAGAGCCACCUUCUGCUGCAUUCUGCCAGUGGGGCAAACGUUUAAAAAAAUGUAUGCAGUUGGGUAUGAUGCUAAUAAUAAUAAUGACACCAUCAAGAUCAGCAGUCAGACAUACGCCUUGACCAUCCACCUGAAUCAGCCGUCAGGAGACAGUGACACUGAUGUAAAAUGUCAAACAGACACAUCUGAAAAUGGGGCUUCUGCUUAUUCCGGCUACCCACCUGGUGACAAGGAUCUUUGGUGUGAAACUCGAGAUCUACAAUCAGUCGAAUGCAAAUGGACAGUAGGAAGAAACACACACCUACUCCGUCCAACAGUUUAUCAGCUACUUGGAAGUGAGUGUGCGGAGAACAGCUGUUCUCAAAAAGUGCAAGUGGUUGAAGGUGAAAGAAACUGGACGUUAACAGCACAGAAUGAGCUUGGGAAAGUGGAGCUCCAAGACCGUGCAGACCUGACUAAAAGAGUGCACAUGUACGCUCCACAGGGAGUGAGAGCUCCCACUGUGAAUGCCAGAAAUGUUAGCCUGGAGUGGAAGUGGGCAGUGCAACAGUACAAUAAUCUCAAUAUAACAUGCCAAUUAAACGUUAGCCAUGGUGGAACACAUACCAUAAGUGAAAACUUUGGAGUUGGCCUUAAUUUUGCAGUUUUGAAGGACCUGAAACCAAACUGGAAAUAUAAUGUGGUAGUACGAUGUAGAACCACUGCACAUUUCUGGAAAUGGGGUGAUUGGAGCACAAGUGUCAACUUCCACACAAGGGGUGAUGUUCCAGAUGCUCUUGAUGUGUGGAUGCAAAUGAUGGAUAACCGAAUUUUAAUCAUCUGGAAAAUGCCACUGGCCAACCAGAGUCAUGGACGCAUCAUAGACUAUGAAGUGACCUGGGCAAGGACUACAGAGAGAGACCAACAAAAUAGAACCACAGUGGCUCACAACCAGCACAGUCUUGACCUCAGCCAAGACUGCAUGUCAUGUAUCGUCACAGUUACUGCCAGGAAUAUAAACGGCAGCUCAUCCCCAUCAACCAUCACCAUCCCCAGCCUCAGCCCAGAGUCUUCAUUUUCAGACAGAACCGGAGUGUCUUGGAUUAUCGGCAGUGAGAGUCGCUUCAACCUGUCUUGGUCUGCCAGUCCUACAGCCAGCUGCGGCUACAUAGUGGACUGGUGUCCUACCACAGAGACAUGCAGCGUGGAGUGGCUGAAAGUUCCUGCCAAUGAAACUAAUGCCAGUAUAUUUUCAAAAAACUUCAGUGACGGAGUGAGAUACACACUGUCCAUAUAUGCCUGUACCCAGGGAGCCCCAGUGCUACUAGAAAGACGAGAGGGCUAUGUCAGCGAGAAAAGAAUCGAAAAUAGCCUGUUUAAAUCAUUAAAAUCGAAACAGCGGGAUUCAGAUGUUGAGCUAUCCUGGGAGCCUAUAUCUCUAAAAGAACAGACGGCUUUCAUCCAAGGCUAUGUUCUGUAUGGUUUGGACAGCAACAACAAAUUAGUCAUCAAUGUCAGCGAAGAAAAUCCUGAGGCCACCAGUCUGACAGCAAGAAACCUUCAAAUCAGUUCCUACACAUUCACAGUGAAGGCAUUGACAGCAGUUGGAGAAUGCGGCACUACAUCCAUUACUGUCACCUUGAAAUCACUGACAGCUGAUAACUUGAUCAAGGCAGUCUUCAUUUCCCUGGUCACCAUUUUUUGUGUCCUUUCCCUCAUCACUAUCCUUUGCUACAAACACUGGACGCGUAUCAAACAGAAGGUCUGUCCUCCAAUCCCAAAGCCAGUGUUGACGGACAAGUGGUUGACAUCACCGGGUGAACACAGUUGUCGUCCUCUUGGCGUGGAUCAGUGUCACCACAGUGAAGUGGAUAUCAUGGAUGUUCCAGAGCUGCAGUGUAACACAGGAGUACUAGUGAAUGAUUAUGUCAGCCAGGAGUUUAUGCCUUUUGUUUUUACACAAACUCAAAAGGGUUACUACAACCAACCUCUGAAAAAGCACCUCCCACCACCCCUCACUAUACCCACUGCUGCUAUCCCAUCAGGGUUACCAACUUCUCCAGUCAGAUGUGUAUUUCCUAACCCCUCAUAUGACCUGAUAAUGCAGAUUGGGGAUCAGCUGUCCAAUUCAGGUCCUGAGCUCAUCAUUGAAUACCAGCCUCAUAAUAACACAGAAAGCUUCCCUAUAAACCAGACGAAAGGGGAUCCAGAGAGUCCUAUGUCUUGUGUUUCCACUUACAUUUUGUUACCACAGUCACCCUCCAAUUAGCUGCUGCAUGCACAGCCUAUGUGGUACGUUAUACAGUAAGUAGGAUGGCUAAUAUGAUAAUGCUGCCAGAAAACACCAAAUUUUAUUAUGUAUACAGAUUCAUGUGAAAAAUAUCUCACCAACUAUUGGAUAAUUUGCUGUGAAAAUUGGAACAGACUUUCAGGGCCCUCUAAUGACUUUGGUGAUCCUUUGACUUCUCUCCUGGCACCAUCUGCAGAGUGAAGUCUAUGGGAUGGAUUGCCAUCAGUGCAUUUACUCAGGUACUGUACUUAAGUAAGAAUUUGAGGUACUUGUGGUACCUGAGUAUUUUUUUCAGGCCACCUUCUACUUCUACUAGGAUGAAUUACAAUAACUUUGAUCCCCUGACCUUACAUCACCAUCAUCAGGUCAGUUUCUUUUCUUCAAUACUUGUGUAUGGCUGAAUUAAACUGAUGACAUUCCCAUCAGCCUCAGCUGUACUGUAUGUAUUGCUAAUGUUAGCAUGCUUAUACGCUAAAGUGAGAUGGUGACCAAGCCGAGUAUGUUACCUCGCCUUUAUCUCAAAGCCCUGCUCUGUGUAAGUACAGCCACAGAGAGCGGUUAGCAUCGCUGACUCUCAGCCUUGUUAUGUCCAUAAGGCUCAAAUGCAACUGGAUUUCUUCUUCUUCUUCAGUUCUGACUGACUGGUGGGGAGUCCCAGGGAUUUAACCUCUGUCCAUCCAGAAGUGCUUUUGUGAAUGGUUGAAUAGCUUGUCGUGUCCGACCAUUUCUGUAACUUUCUGAAAGACCAUCCUACAUCGGUCAGCUGUGUAGAGGUAAAAAAAAAACAAAAGAAGCCAGGGUUUGAUCUUCUCUCUCUAGUCAUUUUUCACGUUAACGUGAGUACAACACUGUGAAUGUCUUCCAGGAGAGACUUUCUGGAAAAUGUAUUCAAUUGUGGUGGUGGUGUCAUUUAUUAGUCUUUCUGGAUCUUGUUUCUAUCAGUUUUGGACUCUCAUUGAGGUACUUAUGCUCCUUUUGUUUUUGUUUGUUGUUUGAAGUUUAGUUGCCCUUUGACUUUGCUGCUCUGGAUAUACUAUGACCUGGAUGACUGAGAAUCUUCACAGACAUACUUUUAGACUUGUUAUUUCACAAAUCAUCAUUAAUAAAAUAACAUAGACUGAGUUACUGUAUAAUAUAUAAUCUUGACUGUAAUGGUUUGGUUGAGGUUUUGCCUGUGUAUUUGGGGUAUACUGUAUAAAUGUAUAAAUAAAUUACAGGAAUACAUUUAACCUUUGAACCACAAAAUAAAAUGAGAAAAAGUAUCCUGUCUUAA